This is a messenger RNA of Galdieria sulphuraria, 1644 nucleotides long. Its product is annotated as structure-specific recognition protein 1. NCBI's taxonomy places the organism in Eukaryota, Rhodophyta, Bangiophyceae, Galdieriales, Galdieriaceae. The transcript has 2 exons. The record is from RefSeq and is a predicted model, not a curated record. Bases 85 to 1614 code for a protein of 509 amino acids. Gene Ontology annotation, cellular component: nucleus; FACT complex. Gene Ontology annotation, molecular function: histone binding; DNA binding; nucleosome binding.
CCAAAUUUCAUUUUCAAGCAUUGUUGGAACUUUGAGACAUCGUAAGUUCCUUUGUGUAGCAAACUCGUCCAGCAGUCCCCAAAGAUGACAGAAACUAGUACAAGCCGUCAAGAAGCACUUUCACAGUAUGGUGGAGUUUCACUAGCGGGUACUGGCGCCAGUUCAGGAACAGGGACACUUCGUGUUCACUCUGGAGGAAUUAGUUGGCGAGCUAAAGAAACUGCUAGAACUGUCGAUAUUGAUAAAGAAAACUUGUUAAGUCUUCGAUGGAUAAGAGGAGCUAGAGGCAUGCAACUUGUCUGUGUUCUCAGGGGUGACAAUACCAACCGUUUUGAAGGUUUUCGUGAACAAGAUUUCGAAGUGGUCAAUGAGAGCUGCAAAGAAAAGCUGAGUUUGGAAGUGAAAAGGGCUCCUCAACCCAUUAAAGGUUGGAACUGGGGUGAUGCAGAGUUGAGGGGCAGAGCUCUUAUAUUUCAUUCCGCAGAAGGUGUAGAUGCCUUUGAUGUUCCACUAGAAGAAGUCUCCCAAGUCCAAAUGCCGUCUUCUUCCGAAGUGGCCUUGGAAUUUCACGUGGACGAUACUGCAGCUAAAACAGACGAGUGCCUGGUUGAGCUUCGCCUAUAUGUUCACAACGAGAGUCAUGCAGCAGAUUUGUAUAAGGGCAUUCUCAAAAGUGCAGAAUCUUCGUUUACUGGUGAAUCGCUCAUUAAUUUUGUCGAUAUGCCUCUACUAGUUCCCCGUGGACGGUAUGAGGUAGAUUUAUAUCCAAAUCAUCUCAAGUUACACGGCAAGUCCUUUGAUUACAAAAUACUUUACACUGCGGUCACGAGAAUGUUUCUACUUCCGAAGCCAGAUGAAGCUCACAUUACUUUUGUUGUCAGUUUGGAUCCACCAGUUCGACAAGGUAAUACUUUGUAUCCACAUUUGGUAUUUCAGUUUCAGAAAGAUGAAGAAGUUGAUGCAGAAUUUGCACUGACAGAAAAUGAACUGAAAUCUCGGUAUCCCAAUUUGGUUGGAGUCUCUGGUGGAGCUACUUGGGAAGUAUUCUCGAAGAUUUUGAGAGAACUUACUAAGAAGCCUUUACAUUCUCCCAUCAGUUUUAAGAGUCAUCGUGGACAGAGUGCUGUACGUACUGCGCUUGGAGCCAAUGAUGGUUAUUUGUUUUUCUUGGAAAACUGUAUGUUUUUUGUGAACAAGCCACCCACUUACAUUCGUUUUGAAGACGUUGAAAUGAUAGAAUUCAAAAGAAUGGACUUGGAACGGAGAUUUGACCUGCAAAUAACUUUGUCGAGUGGUCAUAGUUUACUUUUUAGUAAUAUUGACCGUCCUGAAUUCGAUAAUAUAUAUACUUUUCUGGAGGAGAAGAGGCUACCCAUGUCCACUAUUAAGGAAGCUUUCAAGAGACAACGAACACCAGCUGAGCAACAAGAUGACAAUUUGGACGAUGAAGAUGAUGAACAAGAAGAAGAAGAAGAAGACGAAGAUUUUGAUCCGAACAAAAAGAUUGAAGAAAGUGAUGACGAGGGUGAAGCGGGUUCUACACAGGAUAAGUCAGAAUCUGCCGAAAGCGCUGAAGAAGAAGAAGAAGAAGAAGAAGAAGAAGAAGGAGAUUGAGCAUUUUAUGAUUACUUCCUAAUGCUAAAA